AUGUCCCCUCCAACUCCUGCACCAGAUGUGGUAAAUACUCCUCCAGUAAUAACUCUCGGUGGCACGUAUACGAUUCAGGCGGUUUCUGUAGGAUGCAAAGUCUAUAUUACCCGCCUAGGCCCCAACGGGGUGAAGGAGGAAAGAUUGGCCGAAAUUUUGUCGAUUCGUGACAAGCCCGUUAACCCUUACAGUCGUCGUACUAUACCCAAGGAAGAAGAGGCAGAGAAGAAACUCGAAGAAAAACUUGAAUUCUUUGUGCACUGGGACCAAUUCAACAAGCGCCUGGACGAGUGGGUCUCUGGGGACCGCGUGGUACUUAGCCGUGACCUCGAGUGGCCUCGUCCCAAAGCUCCCGCUACCACUAAAAAGGCCGGCACUCCGAAAGCACCUGCAAAAGUUCCAGCCAAGGUUCCUCGGUCGAAGAGCUUGCUAAAGAAAGCCACAACCAAUGCAGCACUUACUCCUAUCGACAAUGCCCCUUCUCCUUCCCCGUCUUUGCUUCCUUCUCUCAAGCGGAAAGUACCUCACGAUGAACAAGAAUUGCGCGACGAAGAAAUGGAGGAUUUGGAUGCAGAUGCCGACGCCGAUGCUGACGCCGAUGCAGAUGGUGAUGCAGAUGGUGACAUGGAUGUAGAUGGUGAAGGCGACUCAGAAACAUUCGAACUCAGCAUCACGGACGUUCUCCCCGAAUCUUCUGAGCCUCCGCCUGUUUCGGCCUUUAGCAAGGACCAGGAGAUCGAGAAACUGAGGACGUCUGGCUCCAUGACACAGUCGAUAUCCGAAAUCACUCGCGUAAAGAAUCUGAACCGAAUUCAAAUAGGAAAACAUGAAGUCGAAACUUGGUAUUUUAGUCCGUACCCAAAGGAAUAUGCCCACCUCCCCAUCCUGUACAUAUGCGAAUUCUGCUUGUCGUUCUUUCCUUCCGCGAUGAUGUUUUCUCGCCAUCGACAACGAUGUACUAUGUUGCACCCUCCUGGAAAUGAAAUAUAUCGACACGAGGAUUUGUCGUUCUUUGAAAUCGAUGGGAAACGCCAAUUGACGUGGUGCAGAAACUUGAGCUUGUUAUCCAAGUGUUUUCUUGACCAUAAAACGUUGUACUACGAUGUGACGCCUUUCUUAUAUUAUGUCCUGGUUCAACGAGAUUCAGCCGGGUGUCACAUCAUUGGAUAUUUCUCCAAAGAGAAAGAGUCUGCGGAAAACUACAAUGUCGCUUGCAUUAUGACCCUUCCUCAACAUCAGCGUCAUGGCUACGGAAAGCUCCUAAUCGAAUUCUCCUAUGAGCUUAGUAGAAAGGAGGGCAAGCUGGGCAGUCCAGAAAAGCCACUCAGUGAUCUGGGUUUGUUGGGAUAUCGGGCGUACUGGAGUGAAAUUAUCGUGGAUCUUUUGCUAGAGUCCGAAGGGGAGAUUAGCAUCGACGAAAUAGCACAGAAGACAUCUAUCACGCACAGCGAUGUCAUGAACACGUGUUCUACAUUGCAGUUAUUCAAACAUUACAAGGGUCAGCAUCUUAUCGUUCUCAAUAACGCAGUGCUGGAGCGUCAUGAGAAGAUAAGGAAGAAGAAUCGACGCCGGAUUCAUUCCGAGAACUUAAGGUGGAAACCUCCUGUAUUUACCAGGGACCAGUUGAGAUUUGGAUGGUAG
Molecule: messenger RNA, 1641 nt
Organism: Marasmius oreades (fairy-ring Marasmius)
Lineage: Eukaryota; Fungi; Basidiomycota; Agaricomycetes; Agaricales; Marasmiaceae
Exons: 5
Coding region: 1-1641 (546 amino acids)
Biological process (GO): regulation of DNA-templated transcription
Molecular function (GO): histone acetyltransferase activity
Source: RefSeq, a predicted model, not a curated record